Messenger RNA from Penicillium maclennaniae, 996 nucleotides. Its product is annotated as NAD(P)-dependent alcohol dehydrogenase. The transcript is spliced from 3 exons. The coding region runs from base 1 to 996 and encodes 331 amino acids. Gene Ontology annotation, molecular function: zinc ion binding; alcohol dehydrogenase (NADP+) activity. The record is from RefSeq and is a predicted model, not a curated record. Gene Ontology annotation, biological process: alcohol metabolic process. Lineage: Eukaryota; Fungi; Ascomycota; Eurotiomycetes; Eurotiales; Aspergillaceae.
AUGAGCGUCACAUUUGAAGUCUUCCGUGGAUCGCAGGAGGGAAAGAUCGUUGCGGAUAAGACCACUCGCACUCUUGAGCACAAUGAAGUCUACAUCGAGACCACUCAUUCUGGUCUCUGCGGUACCGAUGAGCACUUCCUGAAGUCUGGCAUGGUUUUGGGUCACGAGGGUGUUGGUGUGAUUCGUCAAAUCGGCCGUGAUGUUACCAAUGUCAAGGUCGGCCAGCGCGUUGGAUUUGGAUUCACUCACUACGUUUGCGGAACCUGUGAAAAGUGCUUGACCGGAUGGGACCAAUACUGCGAGAACAAGAAAGAAUAUGGUAGCCAUGAUCACGACUUGGGAUCUUUCAGCGAGGGCGUCGUCUGGGAUGCCGCCUGCGUUGUCCCUAUUCCCGAUGGAUAUGACUCCGCCGAUGCCGCACCAUUGAUGUGCGCCGGAGGAACCGUGUGGACCGUCUUGUCGGAGUAUGGUGUCCGCUCGACUGACCGCGUGGGUAUCAUGGGUAUCGGCGGUCUCGGUCAUUUGGCUAUCAAGCUGGCUGCUGCCAUGGGAUGCCAUGUUGUUGUCUUCUCCAGCAGCGAGGCCAAGCGUGAGGAGGCCUUCAGCUUCGGUGCCUCUGAAUACCACGUUUUCAAGGCUGGACAGGAGUUGACUGACCUCAAGCCGGUCAACCACCUCUUGCUCUGUGGCAGUGCCAAUGUCGACUAUCCUUCCCUUCUUCCCCUGUUGGAUAUCCAUGGAACGAUCUACCCUCUGACUGUCGACUUUGCGCCUUCGCCAGUUCCGAUGCUGUCGAUGAACACAAAGGGUGCUCGCAUCCAGGGUUCCCUCGUCGCAUCUCGCCACUGCCUCCAGUCGCUGGUCAAGUUUGCUGCCGCGAAGAAGAUUACUCCUACUACCAUGAAGUUCUCCUUGGAUUGCAAGGGAAUCGAGGAAGCGAUGCAGACUCUUCGUGAUGGCAAGAUGCGCUAUCGCGGUGUCCUGGUGCGCCAGUGA